AUGGCUGAAGAUUUGCGGUUGCACUAUACCAAUGGCACUGAAGAUGAUGGGGUGAACCCUUUCGGCAUGCAAAACACCAAUCACAGCACAUGGCCAGUGUUGUUGGUGAACUAUAACACACCUCCGACUAUGUGUAUGAAGGCUGAAUAUAUAAUGUUGACUUUGUUGAUCCCUGGUCCAACAGCUCUUGGGAAUAACAUAGAUGUUUACUUGGCACCACUGAUAGAUGAUUUAAAAGAUUUGUGGGCUGAGGGUAUUGAAGUCUAUGACUCAUUUGCGAAGGAGAAUUUCACACUUAGAGCCAUGCUGCUUUGGAGUAUCAAUGACUACCCAGCCUUAGGAACAUUGUCUGGAUGUAAAGUGAAGGGGAAACAAGCUUGCAAUAGGUCAGGGGAAAGAAACCGUACUUACCUCCAGCAGCCUACUGGUUAUCCAAGAAAGAAAAGACCAUUUUCUGCCAAAAGGUUAUCUAAGUUUAGAGGUCAUGAUGGUUAUUGUGGUAAUAUUGCGAAUAGUGUUUCAGUUAACCCUCCAAAUAUAGAUAGUUUAAAGUUGCAUGAUCAUCAUGUCCUAGUACAGAACUUGUUACCAGCUGCAUUAAGAGGGUUGUUACAUAAGGGUCCUAGGAUUGCCAUCAAUAGAUUAUGCAGUUACUUCAACAGGUUGUGUCAACGCAUCAUCGACCCGGAGAAACUAACGACAAUGGAGACAGAGUUUGUGGAAACAAUGUGUCAACUGGAGCGCUUCUUCCCUCCAUCCCUUUUUGAUAUUAUGUUCCACCUUCCAAUUCAUCUAUCAAAAGAGGCACGUUUGGGAGGACCAGUACAUUUCCGCUGGAUGUAUCCCUUCGAAAGGUACAUGAAAACACUUAAGGCUUUUGUUAAGAAUCAUGCAAGGCCAGAAGCAUGUAUGGCUGAGGGGUAUUUAGCUGGAGAAUGCGUUGCAUUUUGUUUAGAGUUCCUUAAAGAUUCAGUACCAGUUCAAGAAACAGUUAAUCGCAAUGAAGAUAUUGAGGCUGAUAGAAGCGUGGUUGAAGGUCGACCUCUGCAGAAGGGUAUAGAAGUUACCCUAUCAGAUAAAGAUAGAGACAUUGCACAUCGCUAUGUGCUAAUGAACAUGGCAUCUUUGGAUCCUUAUAUUGAGAUGCAUUUGGAAGAAUUACAAGCUAAUGAUGCUCGAUGUGCUAAAAAUGAAUCUUUGUUAUGGAAAAACCAUACUGAGCACUUGAUGAUCAAGGUUGGAAUUUUACUGUGGCAGAUUCAUUCAGACUCAACAAAUAGUCAUUCUAAGGAGAUAAGGUGGUUGGCAUUUGGACCAAGAAAUGUUGCUUUAGCACAUAAAAGAUUUAUCGUUAAUGGGAAACGGUUUAACACAGAUGCGGUUAAGCGGAAGACACAAAACAGUGGAGUAACUUAUGAAGCAUUUAGCAUGUGUAGAUCAAGUGCUCGAGAUAUGAGACAAGUCGCUGAUAUGCUUACAUAUUAUGGAGUGAUAAAGGAGAAUUUACUUAUGGACUAUCACAUGUUCAAAGUGCCGCUGUUUAGAUGCAAUUGGGCCAACACAGGGAAUGGUGUGAAGGAGGAAGAUGGUUUCACUCUUGUCAACCUUCAUUUGAACCAAACAGCCUAUUUGAAAGAUCCAUUCAUUCUACCUUCUCAAGCAAAACAGGUUUUCUAUUCUAGGGAAGAUGAUAAUUCAAAUUGGUAUGUUGUUAUGAGAGCACCACCUAGAGGCUAUCAUGAGUUGGAAACAGAAGAGGAUUUAGGUGUUGCACCUUUGCUUGUCCAAGAAGUCGAUGAUUUGGAUGAUGAAACUUGUGAUGAUGAUAGUGUUUAUGUUAGGGAUGAUUGUGAAGGCUUGUUAGUGGUAGAUUGA
Camelina sativa (false flax) is the source of this 1875-nucleotide messenger RNA. The record is from RefSeq and is a predicted model, not a curated record. Lineage: Eukaryota; Viridiplantae; Streptophyta; Magnoliopsida; Brassicales; Brassicaceae.